AUUGCUGACUAUUGUCAAAAAUUCAAUUGUCAAAUCCCAAUAGGACGUAAUAUCAGCGUAAAUAAGGAAAACAUAAAUUAAACCAAGUGUAUCUAUUGAAAAUAUUACAAAAAAGGCAUUUUAAUAAACAAUGGCGCUAUUUGAGAUGAAAUGGCUGAGACGUUGGGUACGUAGACACACAAACCCCAUACCGGAGGAUAAUGCCUUUCUGUGGAAAAAGCGCCUAAGUGUCGUCUAUGCACUACUCGCAUGGAAUGCUUUUGGAUUCGUCUGCUAUAUGGUCUAUACAGGUCGCAAUGAUUGGGCGAAGCAUUAUGGCUAUAAGAGUGAAGAGGAAGCUAAACUAACACCAGCCCAACAAUACGCAACACAAUUGAAUGUAAAUAAAGGAAAAAUUAUACGCUUCUCAGGAUUUAACCGUGUUGGAGAGACUGAAUUUGAUAACACAAGUGGCAAAGUCGAAUAAAAUAAAAAUCAUUUUUAAUUCUAAACGCUAAAGUUGUAAAAUAAAUUAAAAGUUAACAAAAAACAAAUA
This is a messenger RNA of Zeugodacus cucurbitae (melon fly), 535 nucleotides long. RefSeq lists its product as uncharacterized. The transcript has a single exon. Lineage: Eukaryota; Metazoa; Arthropoda; Insecta; Diptera; Tephritidae. The record is from RefSeq and is a predicted model, not a curated record. The coding region runs from base 131 to 466 and encodes 111 amino acids.